AACAACAAUAUAAUAAUUCAGGAGCGAUUAAAAUCAUUCGCCAUUGGAUAUAAGUUUGACUCAAACAUCGUUUUAGAUACUAUUCUAUUCUUCUUUCAACUGUAUUCACAAUGAACAUCCACAUUUUUGUAGCGGUGAUUUUGUUUAAUUCGUAUUUAUCUAAUUGUUCACCAGCUCCAGAUUCAAUAUGUAAUAAAAAAGCUUCCUACAUUUUUACAGAACCAACAGGAAAUAUCUACAGUCCUGGUUAUCUCUCCAACUCAUCAUACCCAGAAGAUCUUGAUUGUCAAUGGACUAUUCUCGUCCCUACGAGUGAAUAUUUAAGAAUCAAGAUUGAGGAUCUGGACUUGGAUGAGACGAGCAACUGUGACGGUGAUAGCUUGACUUUUAAUGUGCUAUCAAACAUUAGCAAGAGCUUUCUAUACAGACGAAUAUGUGGCACAGAGAAACCUAACGAUUUCUUAGUUGCAAACUUUCCUCUACUUUCAAUCGAGUUUAAAAGUGACUAUAUUUUCUCAGGACGAGGUUUCCAUAUUUCAUGGUCAACUCAGAAAAAAAUUAACUCAUGCAAACCAAAUGAAAUUCAAUGUAGUCUUGGAAACUGUUUCCCUCUUUCAUCCUUAUGCGAUGGUAAAUUUGAUUGUUAUGAUGGAUCAGAUGAGUUAGAAUGUCCCAAUAAACCGACUGCCGAGUAUACCUGUGGAAAUACAAAGAUAAAUCCUGAUACAAGUGGAUACACUUUCAGAAUUCUUGGAGGUGAUCCAGUUAUUCCAGGAAGCUGGCCAUGGCAAGCAGAUUUGCAAUUUUCAAUUAUGUGGCCAUCAGGACAUUUUUGUGGCGGAGCUUUGAUUCAUCCACAAUACGUGUUGACUGCUGGUCAUUGCAUUGCUGCAUAUCCUAAACCUGAGUCGGUGAGAGUGGUCCUUGGGAAUCACAAUUCAUUCAAGAAGGAUAACUUUGAACAAAUUCGUUUGGUUGAUUCCAUAGUAACUUACAAUGCUACACCUCCAGAAUAUGAUUUUAUGAACGAUAUUUCACUGAUAAAAUUAAAAGUUCCAAUCAACAUAACAGAUGGAGUAAAUCCUGUUUGUUUAGCUGAUUCGUUAAAACCACUGAAGACUGGGACUAAAUGUUACGUUACCGGUUGGGGAGAUACUCAUGGAACUGGAAAUAGUGGAAUUCUUAAGCAACUUCCAGUCGAAAUAGUAGAUUUGAAAGAAUGUGCUGAUCCUGAUUCGGUCGAUUUAGAAGGAAAAGGUCAAGUUUGUGUGAGAGCUGGAGGAGGAGGCACAGGAGUUUGUAGUGGUGACUCUGGUGGGCCAUUGGUUUGUCUAGUUGAUAAUCAAUGGUAUCUUUACGGAAUAGCUAGCCAAGUUACAGGGGCAACACUACUUGGUCCGAUUUGUGGCGAAGGUAAAGGUAAUGCAGUAUACGCCACUGUUGCAAGUAAAUUAUCUUGGAUCAACGAUAGAAUUAAGGAACUCGAGCAAAUGCCUUGAUGCUUGAAGCACGAAUGUG
This is a messenger RNA of Tetranychus urticae (two-spotted spider mite), 1518 nucleotides long. Its product is annotated as chymotrypsin B-like. NCBI's taxonomy places the organism in Eukaryota, Metazoa, Arthropoda, Arachnida, Trombidiformes, Tetranychidae. Gene Ontology annotation, biological process: proteolysis. Gene Ontology annotation, molecular function: serine-type endopeptidase activity; protein binding. The record is from RefSeq and is a predicted model, not a curated record.